Molecule: messenger RNA, 903 nt
Organism: Vanrija pseudolonga
Lineage: Eukaryota; Fungi; Basidiomycota; Tremellomycetes; Trichosporonales; Trichosporonaceae
Gene: SPBC29A10.12
Product: Coiled-coil domain-containing protein
Exons: 5
Coding region: 39-773 (244 amino acids)
Biological process (GO): transcription by RNA polymerase II
Cellular component (GO): nucleus
Molecular function (GO): transcription coactivator activity
Source: RefSeq, a predicted model, not a curated record
CACCAUCUCGCAUUCUCAGCAGCAGCAGCAACACCACGAUGCCUCCUAACAAGGGCGGAAACUCGAAGAAGGAGGCGGGACGCGCACGCAAGGCGGACGCCGAGGCGGCCAAGCAGGACGCCGCCAACAAGGUCAAGGAGGCCAAGGAGGCCGACAAGUGGAAGUCGGGCGCCAAGGGCACGUCCAAGGCCGAGCUCGAGGCGGUGAAGAAGGCCGAGCUCGCAGCCAAGAAGGCAGAGCGGGACGCGCUCCUCGCGGCCGAGGAGGCGUCCGCGCCGACCAAGAAGGCCGCCCCGAAGGCGGGCGACAAGAAGAAGAAGGAGGGCACGUUUGCCAAGUCGAACGGCGGCAUCGCGGCCGCGUUCAAGACGGACGACCCGCUCGGCCUGCGCCACGACGAGGAGCGUGCGGUCCCCGAGCUGAGCGCCGUCGGCAUCGACCAGAUGCUCGAGGCGCUCGAGCUGGCGAAUGCCAAGACGGAUGCGGACGCUGUUGGCGCCAAGGCCAGCCUGAUCGAGCGCCACCCCGAACGCCGCUUCAAGGCCGCCUUCAAGGCGUACGUCGAGGCCGAGAUGCCCAAGCUCAAGGAGGACCACCCAGGCCUCCGCCAGAACCAGAUGCAGGAGAUCCUGUACAAGCAGUUCCAGAAGAGCCCCGACAACCCGUUCAACCAGGUCUCGGUGGCGUACAAUGCGUCCAAGGACGAGCGCGUCGACAUGCUCAAUGCGACGACGCGCGCCCGCGAGGCAAAGUACCGCGUCGACAACGACUAGGCCGCGCACGCGAGCGCAGCGAGCGGUGCGGCGCAGGGUGUGGCCGAGGCCAGCGCCAGUGUCUCCGCCUGCCUGCCUGCCCGCCCGCCUAGCUACCAUAGUAUCUAGUCUCAGCAUGAACCAGUAGAGC